GCCUGCUACCGCCUCCGUCGGAACUUCCAACUUCGAACAGCCACCACCUGCUUCCUCACUUCCCCUCCAUCGCGCAGCAGCCAUCGCAACCUUCCUUUCCCUCCAUCGCGCAGCCACCGUGCGAACGUGGAAGCCUCCGUCGCACAGCCACGGUCCCGCCGGCGCUAGCUCUGUUCCACUCCGUCGCGCAGGCAUGGUCCCGCCGGUGCUAGCUCUGUUCCACCGCAGCCACUGCCCCGUUCGAAGGUGCUCCUCUUCUCGGUGUCUUCCUCUUGCGUGCUCUGUUCAAGGCUUCUAGCUUCCAGGAAUCAAAAAUCAAAAAUCAAAGAAAUAGAAAAGAAGCAGGAUGAGCUUAAGGAGAAGCUUGCUAGAAUCUAUGAUGUUAAGGACCCCGAAUUUGCGUUCGUGUUCAAGUUCCGCACCCAUUUCUGAGGGGGCAAAUCCACUGGUUUUGGUUUGAUUUAUGACACUGUUGAGAAUGCUAAGAAGUAUGAGCCUAAGUACUGACUUAUUAGGCUGAUUUUAGAGGGAUGUAAUUCAAAAUCCCAGCAAUCAAUGAUGUUGUUUAGGUGUAUCAUGAGCGGUGAGCCCAGCGCUAAAAGACAAUACCACAGUCGCAGGGCGCAUAUUCCAUCUUCGAUUCCUCUCUCUAUUUCAUCCAAAGCUUCCAUUAAUUGUGAAUCGCACCAACCAAUCCUUUUCAAUUUGAAAAAUGCAGGUACUUGCACUUCUUCAUAAUUGAAUCAAAGUUCCUUUUGUAUUCUUCAUGUUGUGAAAAACAUUGCCUUCCUGCACCUUAUGGCACUGAGCUUCAAUCCAUUGCGAAAGGGUUUACAAUAUAGAUUCUUGAGCUAUUUCUAUGAUUAUUCUUUAUGUUGUGUUGAUCUGAAUCUGUGCUCUUCAUCAUUGCCUGCAAAAAGUUCUGUUCCUGGUUUUGGGGCUCAAGGUCAGGGUAAACGUGAAAAUCAUAGUUUUAGGUUUCCAGGGGAAUUGCGUGUUACUGCCAAUGAUGAUGGUCAGAACUUCAAUUUUGGUAGUCUUGAUACACUGAGUGAUGAUGAAGAGGAAGAAGAUGGUGAUGGUGCUGGAAAAGGUUCUAGUGAUGGUGAUGAUGAGGGUCUUGAGUUUAUGAGCUCCUCUAAUAGCAAUGAUAAUCAUGCUUAUGGAGAGAGUAUUGGUAGAGUUGAAAUUGAUGAACAUGAAUUCAGGCACCCUUUGGUUAAGGAAGUUUGUAGGUUGAUUACUUAUAGGUCAGCUUGGAACCCUAGACUUGAAGGAUAUUUGAGGUACUUAUUGAGAAGAUUGAAGCCGCCACAUGUUUGUGCUGUCUUACGCUCUCAAGAAGAUGAACGAGUUGCUUUGAAUUUCUUCUAUUGGGCUGAUCGGCAGUGGCGCUACAAACACGAUGCUAUUGUCUACUAUACAUUGUUAGAUGUGCUUAGCAAGACUAAAUUGUGCCAGGGUGCUAAGCGGAUUCUUAAGCUUAUGAUGCGCCGUGGAAUCAAAUGUUCCUCUGAAGCUUUUGGCUAUGUGAUGGUGUCUUAUAGUCGAGCAGGCAUGUUGAGGCAUGCCAUGCAAGUUUUGACCGUGAUGCAGAAAGCUGGAGUUGAACCUAAUUUAUCUGUAUGUAACAUUGCUAUCUAUGUUUUAGUUAAGGGCAGCAAAUUGGAGAAGGCACUGAGAUUCUUGAAUCGAAUGGAGCUGGUUGGAAUCAAACCUAAUGUUGUCACUUAUAACUGCUUGAUCAAGGGUUACUGUGAUCUGAAUCGGGUUGAAGAUGCAUUGGAGCUUAUUGCGGAAAUGCCCUCCAAGGGAUGUUCCCCUGACAAGAUUAGUUAUUAUACUGCGAUGACUUUCCUCUGCAAGGAGAAAAGAAUUGAAGAAGUGAAGCUGUUGAUGGAGAAAAUGGUGGUGAAUAGUGAAUUAAUUCCAGAUCAGGUUACAUAUGAUACGCUUAUUCACGCGCUAUCCAAGCAUGGACAUGCAGAUGAUGCUUUGGCUUACUUAAGAGAAGCAGAAGACAAGGGCUUCCACAUUGAUAAGGUUGGGUAUAGUGCAGUAGUUAACUCCUUUAGUAAGAAGGGCAAAAUAGAUGAGACAAAGAGUUUAGUGAACGAGAUGUACUCGAAGGGUUGUAUUCCUGAUGUUGUGACAUAUACUGCUAUUAUUGAUGGAUUUUGUCGCAUAGGGAAGAUAGAUGAAGCGAAAAAGAUGCUGCAGCAGAUGUACAAACAUGGGUGGAAGCCAAAUACCGUUUCAUACACAGCUUUGUUAAAUGGCCUGUGCCACAAUGGGAAAUCGUUAGAAGCAAGGGAGAUGCUGAAUGUAAGUGAGGAGCAUUGGUGGACGCCAAAUGCCAUAAGUUAUAGUGUUGUGAUGCAUGGUUUCCGUAGGGAAGGAAACUUGUCCGCAGCUUGUGAUUUGGUUAGGGAAAUGGUUGGAAAGGGAUUUUUUCCAACUCCAGUUGAAAUUAACCUGCUAAUACAGUCCCUGUGUCAAAAUCAGGAAGUGGUUGAAGCUAAAAGAUUUUUAGAAGAAUGCCUGAAUAAGGGUUGUGCCAUCAAUGUAGUAAACUUUACUACUGUAAUUCACGGUUUUGGUCAGAUUGGUGACUUGGAAGCUGCUCUAUCAGUGCUAGAAGACAUGUACUUAAUCAACAAACAUCCUGAUGUUGUCACAUUUACAACAUUGUUUGAUGCAUUGGGGAGGACAGGUAGAUUGGACGAGGCUGCUGAGUUAAUAACGAAGAUGCUGUGCAAAGGUUUGGAUCCUACUCCGGUAACAUAUAGGACAGUCAUCCACCAUUACUGUAAAUGGGAGCAAGUGGAUGAUAUGUUGAAACUAUUGGAAAAAAUGCUUGUUAGGAAGCCAUUAAAAACAUUAUACAAUCAAGUAAUUGAGAAGCUUUGUGCUUUUGGGAAACCCGAGGAGGCUGAGAAACUUCUAGGAAAGGUUUUGAGAACAGCAUCAAACCUUGAUGCUAAUACAUGCCAUGUUCUCAUUGAAAGCUAUCUGACUAAAGGGCUUCCUCUAUCAGCAAAUCGAGUGGCUUCUAGAAUGUUCAGCCGUAAUUUGGUUCCUGAUUUGAAGUUGUGUCAGAAAGUGAGCAAGAAACUAAUGUCGGAUGGAAAGUUGGUCGAGGCUGAUAACCUUAUGUUGCAACUUGUCGAGCGUGGAAUACAACAAAAUGAGACGAAUUUGUGAUAUUAGCUACUACUCCAAGCUUAAAGGUUGUGCCCAUGGUGCUAUUUUCAUGUAUCUUGCAUUUCAUGUAGUAAGGCCAUUCUUUGUUCUAAGGAAAAAUUUUUGAAAAAGCAAAAUUGAUUCUUGUAAUCUUAAAUAUGGUUUAGAUAAUUGUCUUUUUUAAGUUUGGCACAUAUGUAUUUCUCUUUCAUGGCGAUGAUGAUAGGCUUAUCAUUUUCAUGCUAGUGUUUACAUGAUAUAUUAUCUUACAAGUUGUGCAUGAAAAUGAAUUCUAACAUUGUGUGCCUUGUUGACAAUCGCAUGCUUCUUUCCCAAACAUAGUUCUUCCAA
This is a messenger RNA of Arachis ipaensis, 3534 nucleotides long. RefSeq lists its product as uncharacterized. Gene Ontology annotation, cellular component: mitochondrion. Gene Ontology annotation, biological process: mitochondrion organization; RNA processing. Gene Ontology annotation, molecular function: mRNA binding; protein binding. The record is from RefSeq and is a predicted model, not a curated record. Lineage: Eukaryota; Viridiplantae; Streptophyta; Magnoliopsida; Fabales; Fabaceae.